AAAUUCAGGAACAAGAUUAAUUACCGCAUUCCAAGAUCACUUCUUAGUAAAGUCACCUCAAAAGAGGCGUUACGGAACAUCUGCCGCGAAAUCCAGGGUCCAAAGAUCUAUCAAAGGCGAACCCUGGAGCUGAGCCACAGCCAUUCAACGCGGCCUCGUGAACUAGGGUCCAGGUAGUUCAAGUGUAUCACCCUUCGACUUCACCCAUUCACCUGAGCUCCGCCUAGAUCCAAAAAGGCACACUACCUAUUCUCCGAUCAACACCAGCUUCACAUCUCCCUCUUUCUUUUAGCACUUUCAUCGCAUCUCCCCCUUCAUUCACUGACCUUUGCGUCCCCUCUUUAGACUAAACGUAGUCUCGUCUUUGGUCAUACAGAUUCGCUCCUUGAUCAACAGCCUCACGUUCAAGAUUUGACGUCAUCUUGGUACGACUUCAUACUCGUGCACCUCGAUCGAGAACGUACCCUGGCAUUUGAGUGCAGUACCCCAUUGUGCAACAGUGACCAAUUCGAACUCCAACGACAAGUCUCUCGCAGACCUGAAACGCCACUCGACACAAACGAUACCGAAGACGGCCUUCAUGCAUUUCCACAAACUAUUCGAUUGUUGAUACCCGAACCCUUCAAGACUACAAGUACAUAUCUUGAGGUUGCGUGCACCUAAUUGCCAGCGGACCGGGGCCCUUUCAUCGCGAUGGGUACACCCCGAGACUAUUAUGCAGACUUAGAGCUGCCACCGACGGCAGACGCCGCGGAAAUUCGAAAACAAUAUCGAAAACUUGGUACAAAUGGACGAAGCUUGUUUCCUUCUUACAGCCGCUGACACGAAUUGUAGCUCUCAAGUAUCAUCCAGAUCGCAAUCCUGGACGAGAGGCAGAAGUGAACACACAGUUCCAGAUUAUCCAAACGGCGCACGAAAUUCUUUCCGACCCUGAACAGAAGGCCAAGCACGAUGCUUCGCGAGGGCGCGGUAGAUUUCCAGGAGCUUCGGGUGUUAAGGGUAACCCGUGGUCAAAUGUCAGCGCCCAGUAUCCGCCCCCUCCUCGGCGCAACAAUGCAAAUCCUCGAGCUCCGCCAUCGGGCGCACAAAGAUGGCAACGUUUCUCUACGGGAGUUCCUCCCACUGCAAAGCAGUAUACAGCAUCAGAUGCUGAAUCGAAGAAGAAUGCUGCCCGAGCAUUUGAAAACAUGCGAAAGGGUACAUCGACCAAAGCGAACGAUCAACCACGACCUCCCCCUCCACCUCCGCCACCACGGACUGAAUCUGCCAGACAACGUCAAGAGGCCUCAUUUGGUGCCAGGAAGACAGGCUUCCACCCUCGGACAACAGUGGGCGAUGAACCACCUGUAUCAAGUAGCAACUACAGCUCGAGACCUGCUUCGGAACGAUAUGCGCAGCGAUUUGGCUCUGACAUUCCACAACAAGCACCUCCUCCUACUCCCCAACGGCCGCCCCCAACUGCGAUGCCUGAUCCGUUAAGCCAAUUCAGAGACCGAGACAGUACAGCAGACCCCCGACAAAGCAGUCCUUAUGCAUCAAACGGAGGCGAAAAGACUAACCCUUUCGAUGGCAUCUCAAUAAACCGGGCUAAGAGUACUCGGGAAGCAACUCGCCAAGAUCAAUCUGCCUCUGAAAAUGAAGCCUUCAACCGACAACGCAGCGCCAGUGCACCGAAGGGUGGAAAGGCUGAGGACGUUCCUUUGAAUAAUAAGGCUCCCGAACAACCUUCGAUACCUCGGGAUCCGGCAGACCGUCCCAAGGCGCCGUUGAAGAAAACUCGCAGUGGUUUCAAGAGUGUUCCACUAGGACCUAACCAGCAGGCCACCGAGUUUCCCGCAAAUGAUAAGCCAACUGAUUCACCUGGUGGCCCAACAAUGUAUGGCAAUCCAUUUUCUACAACAUCUAGCCGCCCAUUCCUGAAGAGCUCCCACAAGUGUCGUGGUCACCACGGGUAUGAUUCCUUGGGGAAUCAUUGCCCAUAUGAAAUCCCUAUCAAGCCUUCUCAGCCGUCGCCUAGUGGUAGACAGGAUUCAACUCACCAAUUGACUCCGUUUGAGCGCCAGCAACAGGAGCUCUUAUCGCAACUCAUCGACAACGCGAGUCCUGACAGCCCUGCUAAGAAGCCGAAGCUCCAAGACCGCGACUCUAAGAUCCCCAGCAUGCCGAAUCGUGCUAACAAAGUCUACUCGAACAGCUUUAGUUUCCCUGUCAAUGAUGACACUUUCGCGCGAACAUCGCCUGAUCACCAUCGAUUCUCCCGACGAAGCACUGACGAUAUUAACACUAGUUUUGCUGAUGAAGAUGAUGCUGCUGGGUGGGAGUUCAAUGCCGGUGGAGUUGAACAGGACAGCCCAAGUAGGCCCCGAAAGCCAGGUCGCCGAUCUCCAGGGAAGCGGCCCCCGAUGAGCGGCAAGAGUACACCGAGUCUCAUGUCUGAUGCCGAGAGAUCCGACUCUGCUAAACCCGAGUCGGCCUUUAACCCUGCAGGUUGGGACUUUGGUCCCCAAACAUUUGUUCCUCAGCCGUCAAAGUCUGUAUCUCCCACGCGAUCUACCCGAACAAACUCACGAAAGCCGAAGGCGUCCAAAAAGUCAAGCCAUGCCAAUCUUGUGGACGACAGCAGCAGUGAAGAUGAGGUUUUGGAAUGGCGUGGCCGAAAAGUGCAAGAAGAGCCACUUGCUGCCGAGAGCCCCCAGGCUAUGGACAUAGAUACUCCUCCUGCGCCGUCUUCCAUGCCGCCACCUCGACCCCCCAAGGUACCUUCACCCCAACCAGCUCAGACUACGCCUUCACCACAGCCUGCCCAGCCUGUGAGCCAACCUCCGCAACCCGUUGAAACGAACCAGGCUCCUGGAGUGGUACCUGCUCCUCAUGCUGCCCGAAACAUCAACGUCGAACCCACCAGACCCGAGUGGCGACCUGGCAAUGUUGACACCGUCAAUGGUAACGAGCACGGACCCGAGAGUCCCAGAAAGGCAUUCAAUUCAAACAACAUGGGAUCUGAAGACAGCGAAGAGUUCCAAGCAAGCUUUGCUGACCUCAGAAAUGUGGCACCAUUCACUCAACAGAGUUCCGGCUUGAAGUCUUUCUCUGACUUGAAGGACAAUCUACCAUUUGAAAGCAAAGCGGCGCCACAGAUUCCAAUGAAGUUACCCAAGGUCCACCCGUUGAUCUUUCCAGCAGCACCAACUGCUCCUCAAAUCCCAGCUGCGGCCACUAUUAACGGUGUAAAGCCAAGUGCGCUUUCUUGGGAGACAUAUGUCAAAGAUUUUGAACAUUACUUGAAGCAAUGGGACACGUUCAACGCCCAAGUCGUCGACCAUUUUGCCACCCGAAAGUCGCACAUUGCUCGUACCCGAGAAGAAAAGGGAUAUUCAUUCUUGGAGAACCGGGGUGAUGCUGACAUUCAGGAGUAUUACAACUGGCUCGAACAGGAUAUGGAUGUUCGUCGACGCUGGGCAGCCGCAUGCGAGGAGCAUGAGCACCGAUUCCGAGAAUUCAUGGCGUUUCGAAUGAAGAUGAAGUAAUUGAUUGGUUUUGUUUGUGGAGUUGACAGUUUAUGGAUUGGGUCGAAUUUCGUCUAAUGUCGUUUUAUCGUCAACAUGGGAUACCAAGAAGACUAACUACUUAGCUGUUGAUCACUGGAGAGGAUACAUAUAGCACGCGAUACAGAGUGAAUUUCGGGGUUUCUACAGGAGUCCACAAGAUGACGAGGAUAGGAGGUUCUGGAUCUGGUAGGCAACAGGCGCGAUGCAAGCAUGCGGUGCGUGGAGCUGGCAAUUAUGUUGCGUUACGUUACGUUUGAUAGUGGUUUUUGUCGUUGACUAUUAGUGGCAACUGGGCGAUUUGCAUCAAGGGCGUUCUCGCUGCAGACGAGACUUGAGCUUCACUGGCAUCAGCGGUUUGGUCUUUGGAGACGGGAUUCCAAGAUGUGUAUAUGAUGGCACGAGUUAACCAUAGAAAUAGACGAGAUGGUACCUCUCAACGAGUUGGCAGUGUCAGGCACUGGCAGAUUCACGGCGGCAGUGCG
This is a messenger RNA of Fusarium odoratissimum NRRL 54006, 4030 nucleotides long. RefSeq lists its product as uncharacterized. The transcript is spliced from 3 exons. Bases 1188 to 3527 code for a protein of 779 amino acids. Gene Ontology annotation, cellular component: cytoplasm. Lineage: Eukaryota; Fungi; Ascomycota; Sordariomycetes; Hypocreales; Nectriaceae. The record is from RefSeq and is a predicted model, not a curated record.